This is a messenger RNA of Brachypodium distachyon (stiff brome), 846 nucleotides long. RefSeq lists its product as uncharacterized. The record is from RefSeq and is a predicted model, not a curated record. Bases 335 to 766 code for a protein of 143 amino acids. Lineage: Eukaryota; Viridiplantae; Streptophyta; Magnoliopsida; Poales; Poaceae. The transcript has a single exon.
GGUUACGAUUCAACUUCACAAAAAUUGGCAAGCAAAGCAUACAACUCUUUGACUUCACAAAAAUCGCCGGGCUCAGUUGGGCUGCGGCCUGCUUCCACCGAACGGGCCGUGUAAUUGGGCUGCGGCCUGCUUACACCAAACGGGCCAUGGAACUACUUUAAGGGAAGCUCGGUCAGUCAAAGCCCCCCCGAAGUUCCCGCGCUAGCUCGCUCGCGGAUCCAGAUAAGUGGGACCAUUAACUGCUGUCACUCACUCACUCCUUCUUCCUCACUCGAUCGCAUGCAACACAGCUCCACUGGUUCCACUCUAGAUCAGAACUGUACUGCUUGCGUCCAUGGCGGUGCACGGGAGAACGGCGACGAGCUACGCGGGGCAGCUGGCGGGGCGGGUGUCGAGCCUGGUGGCCCGCUGCUCCCGCGCCACGCGCCGCCUCCUCCGCCGCAACCGCCUCCGCACCGCCUACGGCAGCAGCAGGAGGUCCUCGACGGCGACUACGGCAGCAAGCGUGGCGCCGCGGCCGGCGGCGGCCAUGGACACCGGCGGCAAGAAGGGCAACUUCGUCGACGUGGACGACGGCGAGGGGAUCUGGCGGCGGGCGAUCCUGAUGGGUGGCCGGUGUCAGCCGCUGGACUUCGCCGGGGCGAUCCACUACGACAGCUUCGGCCGCCGCCUCGACCGCCCGCCGACGACGCCCCGGUCGGCGUCCUCGCUCUCCUGCCGAUCCUCCGACAGCCUCGCCACAUACCUCGACACCCCCCAGCUCUGAUAAUGGACGCCUCUGCUGCUGCAUUUUUGUUUCUUCUUCUUCUUCUAGCUUCAGCUGAUCGAUCAGAUUCUGUCGCGUGA